CGUUUAUGGUUCAUCCUAUAAAUUUUACAGACACUAUCGUCGCGGCUUUUUAGCGUCUCUAUCUCUCUGUUUUUCAAUGCAGUCUGUCCUCCGAAACGUCACAAAGUUGGGCUCAUACCGCUCUCUAGUGCGCAACACUCCGUUGGCAGCACCGUCAACCCAAAGGUUCUGUGUUCGACCUCAGUUCGUUCGAACUCUCGUUACAAAGCGUUAUACGAAGGAUCACGAAACUGUCACUUAUGAUGAUUCCACCGGAGUUGGCAUCGUGACUAUUACCGACCACGCUCAAUCAUCUCUUGGUGAUGUCGUUUUCGUGGAAUUGGCUGAGAUAGGGACUGAGGUGGAGCAAGGAGGCCAUAUAGGAGCUGUGGAAAGUGUCAAGGCCGCGUCAGACAUCUAUGCCCCGGUCUCUGGACUUGUGGAGGAGAUCAACACUACACUAGCCUCUCAGCCAGGAUUGUUGAACAAAUCUCCUGAGGAUCAAGGUUGGCUAUGUAAAAUCAAGAUUUCGGAUCCGUCUGAGUUGGAGGGAUUGCUCACGGAAGAGCAGUACAAGGCUGAGUACAACAUUGAAUCUUGAAAGGGUCGCACAACGUCCAGGGCCUCAACUGCUCGGACACGAGACCUUGCUGGGAAGAUAGACUUUAGAUUAUAUUAUAUCUUGCGUGAAGCCAUGCUGUCAUUGCAAUGAAAUUGGGAUUAAGAGUCGGAAGA
Messenger RNA from Desarmillaria tabescens, 714 nucleotides. RefSeq names its product single hybrid motif-containing protein. The record is from RefSeq and is a predicted model, not a curated record. Gene Ontology annotation, biological process: glycine decarboxylation via glycine cleavage system; protein lipoylation. Gene Ontology annotation, cellular component: mitochondrion; cytoplasm; glycine cleavage complex. NCBI's taxonomy places the organism in Eukaryota, Fungi, Basidiomycota, Agaricomycetes, Agaricales, Physalacriaceae. The coding region runs from base 77 to 580 and encodes 167 amino acids. The transcript has 6 exons.